Molecule: messenger RNA, 2690 nt
Organism: Nematostella vectensis (starlet sea anemone)
Lineage: Eukaryota; Metazoa; Cnidaria; Anthozoa; Actiniaria; Edwardsiidae
Product: serine/arginine repetitive matrix protein 2
Exons: 9
Coding region: 182-2401 (739 amino acids)
Molecular function (GO): tubulin binding
Source: RefSeq, a predicted model, not a curated record
AUAUGUGGUAUUCCUGUGGUUAAGAAAGAUGGCGGACUAGGUCGUUUCGACGGUGCCAAAUUCAAGUUGUCGUCCACCAAUAAGACCAAUUCGCUCGGGGAUUAUUUGCCUUUUCCCACUUCAAGAGGCGAGCUAGCUGACUGGUCUCUUCAAAUCUCAUAAGUCAAGAAAGAUCCACAGAAUGUACGCCCUAGGAGGGAAAUGGAAGGAAAGAAAAAGACGGCGGAAAUUGGAAAGGAGGGCCAAGGGCCAGAGGCUUGUUAUCCCCGACGCGGCGUUUUACGCAGACACCGAUCACUUGCCUAAGUUCGACGAAGUAAAGAUUCAGGAGGAGUUAUCGACCUUCUACGAUCCUUCAUCGAUUACCCUCGCGUCCGACUAUGCGUGCUUUAAAUAUUCUAUGGGCGGCAACCUGAAGCUCUAUGAUGACCACAUAGCGCUCUCAAGCCCUAAACGAAAGAUCAAGAAACCUUCCUACAGCCCUUGUAAAACCGGAAGUGAUUACGACCAUUUAAAGCUAGAAACUUCUGGUGAAAAAACUGGAGAACUUAUAAACGACAGCAUGGAUCUGACCGGGAAAAAGAGGAAUGGUAGUCUUAACGAGACUGGUGAUGACAUGGAUUUCGGAGCUACGCAUUUGCGUGCAAGCUUUGAGCAUCUGGAUAUCUCGGAUAUGCCAGGAAAAUUGCUCUCGAGUAACGCCUCGAGAAUUUCCAGGAAAAGUGGUUUUGAGCAAGAGGUGGAGAGCCCGAGGUAUUUCCCGAGUAAGGACCGGGACUACUCUCCUAUUCGCACGGACGCCAAAGAGAGGAGUCCUGACUAUAUGCUAACUGCACCGACAACUAACGAGCGAGAAACUAACUGUUCCCCGGCACCUAAACCUGGCAUGAGCACAGGGACGCGUCACGACUCCAGGCCGGAUGAUGGAGCUACAGACGCUGCAAACACGGACAGAUCGAUGGGCGCUAAGGAUACUUGGGAUGCGAACAAACAUGGCGCUUGGGAUGCGAACAAACAUGGCGCUGCAGGCAUGAACGUGUUGCAGAGUAUGAGCCGGUACGAUCGCACGCUCAAUUAUGUGAAUCAGCAAAGCAGGACGUUACAGACUGGUGACUACAAUGAACUCAAUGCGGAGCUAUCUGAUUUAAGUUCAGAGGUUUUCACGGAUGGGGAACUCCUGGAUACGAUUCCUGACUCAGGAAAUUGGUCUAACGAUAGAUUGGACAAAGACUUUUACCCAGAUUCUCCGACCUCGGAAUUCGCGUUUUCGAAGACGCCCUGCAGCUCGAGGAAAAACAGCGUGGAGUCGCUGCUGUCAGAGGACAGUAUCCCUGAAGAGACACCAAGCAAGAUGCCGAUACGCACGUCAAUAGUGGUAAAUGCAAACAAGACGACUCCACUCGCCAAUGGGCCGACACGCAGUACAACAAAAAUGUUUGUGCCCACGGCUACGAAAAAGGCUGAAACAAAGAAUGCAAAGGCUAAGACGGUCACACCCGGCAACACUGCCCAUAGACAAGGUGGCGGACGAGGGAAGAUUACAAAAAGAAAAGUAGAUUACUCGAACACGAAGUCUAAAGUGAACUCUUUCGCCAACUUUAAUCACACACCGGGAGGCGGAAGUGCCAAAAUUCCGUCCAAGCCCAUUGCCAGCUAUAGGACCGUCGAGCCUCGCACUGACACACAUGGAAUCGAGGCGUACAGUAACUUGCCAGCAGAAUUCCAAGAGAUCGCUCGACGACUCGCGAGGCAGGACAAGGACCUCCGGAACAUCAGUACUAGUGGGAGCAGUUCAGGGGGGCGCAGUCGACCAAGGUCUCGAAUCUCGAGUAAUAAAUCGGGUCGAGGUGGGAGCCUCAGUCCAAAUACCGAGCGCAGAACAGUUAAUCAUACGAAAGGUCCAGGCAGCCAUCUUUCUGCUUCGGCCCUCAGUCUGGGCUCGACCAAAAAGCGCCACCCGGUUAACCGCACCCCAAGUCUGCACUCGAGACCCGUCACGCCAAGCCUGAGUCGGUCACACCCCGCCACAUACUGCACGCCGCACUCACGACCGACGUCACGCUCAUCCUCGCCGGUCAGGUCACGCAACUCAUCACCGACACGUAGUCACAGGUCACGGCCAUCAUCACGGUCCUCGUCACCAAACCGAGGUCGCCGGUCACGCACAUCAUCGCCGAGACGGAAUCGGUCACACAACGCAUCCCCGACGGGGAACAGACAGCCAAUAGGCUCUUCACCGGCACGUGACGCAUCGUCACGAAAUUCUUCUUCUAAAGAGAAAUCUCGUCGAAGGUCUCCAUCACGCAAUCGCUUGAAUAAUUCCCGCCCAACUACUCCAGUUUCAGACAUUCUCUCGGUCAACGCUCGCUCAGUAUUCCAAGUGAUCCCGGUGAGCAGGUGAUACAAGCAAUAGAUAAGCAUAGAUAUAUUGUACAUAGAGUUAUCCAAUAACUAAUUUUAUGUAUUGAUUAUCAGAAUUACCAAGGAAUUUAAGCAAGAACAUUUUAAGCAUUUUUACAUUUUGUCAAAUAUAUGUCUAUAAAUAUUUAUGCUCUCUUGAUCUUAUUGAUUGAUUAUUAGAAUAGCCAGGUUGCUCUUCACUUUAUCAGUAUUUUUACGUCUAGUACAUAUAUAUUUAUAAGCACUUCUAUACACAUUUUAUAACAGCGUAAAUAAAAUGAAUAAACCAA